AGGUGCAGCAGUGCUCAUCCCGUUGUGAUGCAGCAACCUGUACGACCUUGGCUACUUGGUCACCUAACUUGACCCAAACCUCGAGCAACACAUCCUUCCCGUGUGUUGCCGAAGGAGUGGAUUCGGUGCAGCUUAUGGAUGACUGCCUGGAAAUGACAGACCAGUUGCCAGCCUCCGCUAUGUGUGGCCAUGUGGGCUUUACUGCCACAAGCACCAUUUUCGAUGCCUUAGGAGAUGCGCCUGUUGAUUGUGAACUUGCGCCAAGCUGCCCAGCGAGCGUGUUGGAGACAACACGGCUGGAACAAUCGUGUUGCUUUGGAACUCACUGGUCCUUGAAGCUUGAUGCAAAUGGUGAGGCAACCAAUGAAACAGCCCCAGGGUUUUGCCAAAUGGUGGCCCACAGCAGCGAGGCCAACGGAUCAAGCAACGAACAGUUCGAGUGCAUUGUAAAAACAGCUGCACCAGGAUGGAAUGGUUGCGCUUGCCUCGACACACGGGGGUUCAAUCGUGCGGGGCACACAUGCACAACCGCGCCACGAGCUGAUUGGGUGCUGGUGCAGUGCAAUGUGACGAUGAGCGUCCGAAGAUUGGCUCCAAGGUGUGAGGCACCAGGCUGCAACUUGCCACCAGAUGGUAUAAGGCCUGUGCCCAGCGCAUGGCUCAGCUCAGAGGUCAUAGGAAGCUUGCUGAUUGACCAUGGCAAGUUGGCAUCUGCCAUUGCCUUGCCACUGUCCUCAGUCAGGUGGACAAUAUCGUUGCUCUUGGUUGUUUUUUGUUCUAUUUGGCCAAGAUGAUUUGAACCGAUUUUGCCGCUUUGUUUAGAUGUGUGACAAGUGUAUUUUUAAUUGAUGCAGUGUCAAAUUUGACACCGCCACAACUUUACGCUUUUGCCAAGCAAAGCUUGCAUGUAAUGGGACGAAGCACAGUCUGAAUGUGCCAAAGGAGAUGAUUUGCAUGUUCUAGCAGAGAAA
Molecule: messenger RNA, 971 nt
Organism: Durusdinium trenchii
Lineage: Eukaryota; Dinophyceae; Suessiales; Symbiodiniaceae
Source: the annotation of a GenBank genome assembly